CAUUUCCAAAAUGGCGAACAUUUAGGUUGUGUGUUACUGUUAUCUUUUUUGUUUUUUUAUAAAUUUUACACGCUGUUGACUUGACAUUGAGCUUUAAUGGGUCGCUCGCCGAGUCCGCGGCGGCGUGAGGACCGUCGUGAUCGCCGGGAGAGAGACAGGGAACGCGACCGAGAUCGCGACAGGCGGAGGCCCAGGACCCGGUCCCGUUCGCGAUCCUUAGAUCGUCGAAGGCGCUCCCCAGAACGCAGACGGUCGCCGUCUCCACGCCGGAAACGAUCGAGGUCCGUCUCCGCGACGCCUACGACAUCAUUCGCCCCGAAACCAAAGAAGAAUUUCGGCGAACGGCCCAUUGUCACGCCAGCAGAUUUGGAGGGAAAAACGCCCGAGGAACAAGAAAUGUUGAAGGUGAUGGGUUUCUGCGGCUUCGACACUACAAAAGGUAAGAAAGUCGACGGCAACGUCGAAGGAGACGUACACGUAGUAUUGAAACGAAAAUAUAGACAAUAUAUGAACAGGAAGGGCGGCUUCAACAGGCCGUUGGACUUUGUCGCGUAACGGUAGCCCACAACCUAAUUUUCUUGUUUGUUAGGCCUCCAGGGCCGCCCGAUGUGAUAUUGGUUCUUUUAAAGCUUGUUCAUACAUAAACUGAUGUAUUCCAUUACGAAUAUGAACAUUUUUAGACAAUAUUGUCUCCUGUCUUGAUCUUACAAAAGACACGUAACCUUGACCCUUUUAAGCCAAGGACAGACAAGUUGAAUUUCUUUACGAAAUCAGUUGUGAGGACAAGCUUUAAGAACAAUUUUAUUAGGAUUAAGUGUUAAACUGUUUUCCAUUUUGUAUUGAACUAGUUUUUGAGUUUUGGCUGUGAUAUACAUACAUACAUUUUUAAUAAUUACUAACACUAUUUUAUACACUUUAAAUCCACUGAAAUGCUAUUUAUUUUUAAUCAGUUAAUAUAAAUCAAUAUAUUUUGAGGUUAUAAAAGAAAAUUACAACAAUUUUAGUUAAUGAAUAAUAUUAAACAAACACAGCACUACUAAAUAAAUAUCACAACUAAAACUCAGAAAUAAUAAUAUUUUGCCGCACGACACUGAAAAAUAUCAAUUGUAAAUAUCCGGUGCAAACAACAAAAUCAAACUUACUGGGGUUCAGUAAGAAAUGACAAGAAAUUAUCUUUUUAGAAAUACCGAUCAGUAAGGUUUUAAAAGUAAGACGUUGAUUCGAUGUUGUUUUGUGGCAAAACUUAGGUUCUAAGUUAGAUAUAAGCCCGUUACCUCAGUGCCCGCGCGCAGCUCUCGCCCGCGCGGGUUUUGGUUGAGCGCUCAGCGCACCAAGAAAUCUCAUGGAGUUGAUUCGGAAACGAUAACAUGGCUGAUGAAGUUAGUGCCAUACCGUCAAAUGAUCAAAGAUUACAUUUGUAUUGCAGACAAAAUUAUCUUCAUAAUAAUGUUGACAUCUAAAACCUAACAUUUUUAUAAAGAACUUGAUUUGACUCCAAUCUGCAAUUUAAACUAAGUAAAUCUUUGAUAUGCAGCCUCCAGAUAUACAUUUCCAUCGAUAGUCUGGGUUGAUAUUUGCAUAGCACCACAGGACACCAUAGAAUUGCAUGUUAUAUUUUCUUGGUGUAACUUCACAUAGCCUUUCCAUAAGACUGAUUUGUCGUAGCUAAGUUGAACGUUGCCCGCGCGACGCGACACACACAGGAACCAUAGUUAUAUUUAUACACUUUACACCCCCUCCCCCCAACCUUUAUCCUCCACAAUGUACAAUAGUUACAGAUGUACGGACCAGAGUGUGAUUUUAUCAAUGUUUUUGUGUUUACGAAUGAUUGGGGCGAGAAAGUAAUUCCUAAAUAUAUUUUAUUAUGAUUUUAUCUAGUCCAUUUAUAUUUAAGGGCAUUUUAAAUAUGUAAUCAGAGAAAAAUAUUAUUUUAUAUUGUUUUUUAUUGAAAAUUUAUUUAAACAUAUUAAUAACUGUAGCUAAGACUUAUAUUAGUUUAGAUUCAAAUAAUUAUAUAAUAUAAAUCAAAUUUUAAAUAGGAGAUUUUUCACCCCGAAGUAAUUCAUAAAUGACAGAUUAAUAUUGACAAAACUGCUCUCUGUACCGUCCGUCUCCAUAGACCAUAUACAAUGAUAUACAAAUGUUGCAUAUAUGUGAUAUAUUUAGUAUUAGACGCGCACACGCGCCGCGCGGGGGCUCCGGCAGCAAUACGAAUCGUAUCCGAAUUAACUUCAUUGGAUUUGUCACUACAUCGCACCCAUUGAAUGAAUCUAAUGCAAAAACAAUUCACUAACCGAUGAAAAAAAAACACUCUUUGAACUGUCUAGUCUCAAUCUGGAAUCUACAAAGUUACUUGCAUGCCAUGCGUUAAAAUACCGUUUAAAGAAGACAUGCAUUUUUUUAAUCACUGAAAUAUUAUUUUCUCUUCUGGAAAUUGUAAUAAAAAAAAAAUCAUUUUUUUUCAUGAUAAUUGUGUUAUGUUAAAACACAUGAUAUUCUUUAUAUAUUUAUAUAUAUCCUCUGGUUUAAAAAGAUUUUUAAAGCUAAGUUUUGUUUUUGUUUAUAACAUAUAAUAUCUUUGGCUGAAAGAGAAUUUAAAAAAAAUAUAUAUAUAUUUUUAAUUUUAUAUAUGACAACAACAAUACAAGAAUCGAAUAGAUUCAUUCCCACGUGUAUAUACCACGAAUUUGUAUUUAUUUUCUAUUGUAAUUCUAAAUUGUACUUCUCAUAUUGAUAUAUAAUUUAAAAUUGUGAAUAUUAGAUCUAAAAACAUAUCUAUAAUUCGUAAUCCUUGGAAGCUUCUGUCAUUUGCUUUAAGAUAAAUACUUAUUUCCGACAUUCAAAUAAUUCUCCCUUUACAUGUGAUGUCACUUUUAUUUUUUAAUUUGAUUUGACUUAUCAAAUUUGUGUUAAAGGCAAAAAUGACAAUGACUCACUAUGUUGAGAAUUUGUGUAAAUUGAAUGAUUGAUGUAUGAUUAAAAAAAAAAAACAAACAUAAUAUUACUCUGCUUAGUAAUUUGUUUAUGUUUAAAAUUUGUACGAAUUUAAAAAAAUAUUCUUAAAUCAUAUUUUUUUGCUGUUAUGUGAAUUAUUGCAAAGUUAUUUUGUUUAAUACUAGUUUGCUACGAUACAAAUUACUAUAUUUUUUUGUAUAAAUGAUUAUAUUAUGACUGGGUUGGAUAUUUUUUUUGUAAUAUUUCUCUGUAGCAGGCUAUAGCAAGAAAUAAAAAUCUGGUUUAUGUUACCUGUAAAAAAAAAAUUGCAAUAUUUGCUUUUCGACGACAGAUUUACAUCUCAAUAAUAUUGUUUUGUUUGAUUUGAAAUCUGUAAAAUUUCACCAUUAAUUUUUAUUGUACUUAUAAUAGUCACUAAGAAUAGUAAAUUUUUUUUACAUAUGAAAAUAUUGAUGUGUCAACUGUCAGCGAUUAACUCUUGUGAACUCUCUUCCGAUUGUGAUUUGGUAAUUUUUAUUCAUAUGUAAAAAUAGUUUGCUUGGUCCAAGGAUGUAAAAUUCAAAAUAAAACUGAUUUGGAUUGAAA
Vanessa tameamea is the source of this 3540-nucleotide messenger RNA. Its product is annotated as U4/U6.U5 small nuclear ribonucleoprotein 27 kDa protein-like. The transcript has 2 exons. The record is from RefSeq and is a predicted model, not a curated record. The coding region runs from base 97 to 555 and encodes 152 amino acids. Gene Ontology annotation, cellular component: precatalytic spliceosome. Gene Ontology annotation, biological process: RNA splicing. Lineage: Eukaryota; Metazoa; Arthropoda; Insecta; Lepidoptera; Nymphalidae.